CCCAGACAAAAUCCAGCAACCCAAAAAUUGGGAAAACAGUCUCCCACAGAAUCUGAUUUCUCUAUUUUUUCCCCAUGGCAAUCGCCGGUGCUGUAUCUUCCUCCUCCCCCUUUGCUGUGUAUCGAUAUAGAUUUCCAUAUCGCGUUUCCAUUUCUGCUCCCAAUCAGUUCUUCCCAAUCGAAUCCACCCGGAUUGGAGGAGCACUCGUUUCCUCACUUCCCGACGCCGUUUCCCUGAGAAGGAACAUUAUUGCGCAUGCUUCUGUGGAUGGUUUGGAUUCUGUGGGUUCAACGUCAUUGAAGUCUGAACGGGAUAAUGAUUAUAUUCCGAUGCCAAUUGUUAUGAUAGAUCAAGCUUCUGAUUCUGAUGCAACAAUUGUGCAAAUCAGCUUUGGAGAUCGCCUUGGAGCUCUAAUUGACACAAUGAAGGCACUAAAAGAUUUAGGCUUGGACGUGGCAAAGGGAACUGUUACUACUGAGGGAUCAGAAAAAAAAACGAAGUUUUUCAUUACACGAUUAGCAACUGGGCGCAAAGUUGAAGAUCCUGAUCUGUUGGAGAGGAUUCGAUUAACCAUUAUCAACAACCUUUUGAAGUACCAUCCAGAGUCGAGUGAGCGACUUGCAAUGGGUGAGGCUUUUGGACUAAAAGCUCCAGAAAAGAAGCUUGAUGUUGAUAUUGCUACUCAUAUACAUGUCAAGGAUGAUGGACCUAAGAGGAGCUUGCUUUGUAUAGAGACUGCAGAUCGGCCCGGGUUGCUACUAGAGAUCAUCAAAAUCAUGGCUGAUAUUAAUAUUAAUGUGGAAUCUGCUGAGAUUGAUACAGAAGGUUUGGUAGCGAAGGAUAAGUUUCAUGUCAGCUACAGAGGAGCAGCGUUGAACAGUUCCUUGUCUCAGGUUUUGACAAAUUGCCUGCGUUACUACCUUCGGAGGCCAGAAACAGAUGAAGAUAGUUACUAGCGAAGGACGUUAUACUGUAUGCCAAUUGUACAAUUUGCUGUGCCAAAUCAUUCUGAGCUCUCAAGUCACAUGUAGAAUUGAAAUGCAGAAGGAUAAUUAGUUCUUGUAGCUUGCAAAGUAUUCAGAGAUGUAUCAAGCAACGGGCUUGAUAUCUCUCGUCGCUUAAAAAGUACUCUGUAGUAAUGAAAUACUAUAUAGAAGGAAGAUAACAGAAGUAGUUUAUCCAUCAAGUGUAGUUUGGAACA
Molecule: messenger RNA, 1201 nt
Organism: Rhododendron vialii
Lineage: Eukaryota; Viridiplantae; Streptophyta; Magnoliopsida; Ericales; Ericaceae
Product: ACT domain-containing protein ACR12-like
Exons: 10
Coding region: 75-956 (293 amino acids)
Cellular component (GO): chloroplast thylakoid membrane; chloroplast stroma
Source: RefSeq, a predicted model, not a curated record